AUGUGUCGUGAAGAGACUGUGCAGUGUCAGAACGGAGACACUUUUUGGGGCAUCCAAGCAGAGGAAAGCAGGCAACAUGCUGCAAAUUUUGCAAUGGCUCAAGAGGACGCAGCUAGUCGCCGAUUUGCAGAGAAUGUGCUCGAACAAGCACUUAGUGCGACGUGGGAGGCAGAAGUACAACACAAUGCAACACAUGAAUUAGCAACACGUGGCGGACACGAGCAGCGCAUGCAAACGAGAUAUCUGCGUUGGUUCUACCAGCAGUGUGUAUCCGUUGACGAAUUGUUGGACUAUCGGUGGCCAACCAAGAAGCAACAAGACUGCUUGCCGUCGCCAGUCAAACGGCGACAUCACCCAGUUGUGCGUCCAGAACUCGAGUCCGUAGCAUCGGCAACACCUUAUCCUCUAGAUGACUUGGUAUUUCGCGAUCGUUUGGAACAUGGGGAUCUACGUUACGGUCUUCGAUCAGUCCUAACAGUUCACUACCAGGGCGCCCGUGGCACAAACAGCACUCUCUUCGAGGUCACAAAAGCACCCCCAGAAUGUGCAUUCAUUGAAGCCACAGCAGCAGCACUUUUGAAAUGCCAAGCGCUGAAAUUCUCGUCCAGCACUGACUCGCUAAAUGGUUUUGAGCGCCAGGACGAUCAUAUCGGAGAUAGUUACCACAAAGGAGACACGGUCCCAGAAUCUUCGGUCAAGUAUCGCCGUUCUCGGGUAAGUGCUUUCUACCCACAUAUCCCUGCACGAUUCAACGGAGUUCCUUAUAAGCCUAAUCAGAUGAGCCCUACUCGAGACAUUUUGAGCGGAGAUCAUCGCAAGCUAAACCAACUUCCAUCUCUUGCCCAGCACAAGCCAACAGAAUCACCAAAACUCCGUCAACUACAGAAAGCAAAGGCCAAAGCACGAACUUAUCCGAAAGUAUCGAGUCCAGUUGACCAGCAAUCGCCAAACAAAAAUGGUGGCGCUGAUUCAGCUCGUGAACGCGAAGUUGAGCAGUCAGAGGACGACGGGCCCCAAGCCCAGUUCAAGCGACAAGAGCACGACGUAUUAUCAAAGCUCUUUUCACUUAUGGACUUGGAUGGAAGUGGCACGGUGAACCAGGACGAGAUGAGAUGGGCGCUUCAGCGAGACGCAGAGAUACACGCACUCGCCACGACUUCGCCACUGCUUCGUAUCCUCCUCAAACAGCGUACUCAUCCGGAAGCGCUAUUCUCCAAUCGAAGAACGAGUCCGCAUUUGGACGAGGCCGAUAGCAGUAGCAGUGAAUUGUCGUGGGAUGAAUUUGUGGCGAGAUGUGAGUCCUCGUAUCUCCGUCUGAUGUCAGAAGAAACCGAAGCUCGAACCAUCAGACGCGUCUUCGCAUUGCUGGACAGUGACGCUAAUGGAGUGGUAGAUGUCGCCGAGGUUCAGCGGACCCUGUACAACUCGACUGCCACCACGCACCAAGGUCCUCCUGGGUCCGGAUCAGUUUAUAGUGAGCUACGAACACUGGUGGAAAGCUCGAGAGCACUCCAGCCGAUGCUGCACCAGGAGCUCUUCAUGACAGCAUUCACAGAAUUCGAGCCAUUGGACCCACGCGGUAUCAGCGAGAACGAGUUUGUAGCCUUCUGUCUCGAGAUCGCUCAGGUUGCUGCUGCUAACAACAUGGUGGCAACUGUGGGGUAG
Molecule: messenger RNA, 1665 nt
Organism: Phytophthora infestans T30-4
Lineage: Eukaryota; Oomycota; Peronosporomycetes; Peronosporales; Peronosporaceae
Exons: 4
Coding region: 1-1665 (554 amino acids)
Molecular function (GO): calcium ion binding
Source: RefSeq, a predicted model, not a curated record